Molecule: messenger RNA, 393 nt
Organism: Volvox carteri f. nagariensis
Lineage: Eukaryota; Viridiplantae; Chlorophyta; Chlorophyceae; Chlamydomonadales; Volvocaceae
Exons: 4
Source: RefSeq, a predicted model, not a curated record
GAUGCCGCAGUAGCCGUUAGAGACUUCUUGCUCGCUGUGGAUGUUCACUGGCAGCCCCGAAACCAGGGCCGCCAGGGCGUCGCGAGUGGGCGGGUACUUGGGCUGCCGAGGGCAGGCCUUAACGAGCGCAUCCCUGGGAGGCCACGCCACACUCUGCCACUGUCCGGAUGGGAGCCGGUGUACGACGAUCGCGACGCACGCUGGUUUGAUAUUAAGGAAACGGCGCUACACGGCAGCUACAGCUGGGCCCUACAAGACUACCGGUCCGAACGCGAGGAAGUUCCGGUCCCGGGCGAUGUGUGGCGUGGGGAAAUCCCGAGCGACGUGGAGCUGGCGCCGGUGCUGACGUGCCGUGACCUCGUCAAGCAGGUACGGCAUGACGGCAUGGCAGAG